UAGCCAGACAGCCAGCUAGCCGGCAAUAGUUUUUCCGUGCGUUUUUUUAAUUUUGCUCCGCAUGUUCCGCAUAAAGCUAAGAUACAAUUCUGCUCGCACACGCACACACACAUGCAAAUACCCAUACAGGCCUUCAACCAAGUCACAAGCUGGUGGCAAUAGUGGAGAUAUAUUCAAACAAUUACAAAUCGUAACAAAAAAAAAAUACAUUUCGAAAUCGACAGUUAGCUGGGAGAAUUCGUUUGGUGAAGACGCAUUAAAAUGCGAUACAUGAGCAUAAAAAAGAAAAACUAGUGUGGAAAAAUUAACGAAAAAAAGUGAAUAUAAAAUAAAUUUGAAAAAAUCAUUGUUAUAAAAAAAUAUGAUUUGGUGAAAAAAUUAAAAAAAAAAAAUUUUAAAAUUUAAAUUUGUAAAAAAGUGUCUGAACUUUUGGUUUUAAGCUAUUCAACAAAAAGUGAAUAUAAAUUUUGGAAAAAGCUUGGCAAACCCCAGCACUAGAUUCUACAACAUUUUUUUAAUCUCUCCACCAACCCCCUCACAUUCUUUAGUUUCCCUUGAAAAAAUAUACAACAUGUGCUUAUCAACACCUACGACCACAGAGAAUGGUGCUGACAAGACAUCAGCAACAUGUUCUGCAUCUAGUCAAUGUGCAAAUGCAACAGAUGUUGCUUGCAACAACCUCAAACCAAAAACAGCACUACAUGAUAGUAAUCACAAUCACAACAACACUGCAAAUAUGAACAGUAUUAUACGUCACCGGACAGACGGUCACAACACAGAGGCUAAACAACAUGAACAAAAAAAUUCCAAAACCAAAGAUUCAAAAAAUCAUACCUCAUCCAUGGCAUCAGCCACAUCGUUGGGCUACAGCGAAGAAAAUGCUGUCUACAAAGAAGUUCCCAUAACCAAAGAAAUUCAAGAGGCUAUAGAGAACGAAGUGCAAGCGAAGGAGUUUAAACCCGAGAUAAAAUGGCUCGAUUUGGUGGCACAAUUAUAUUUGCAUUUGGGAGCAGUGUAUGGUUUCUAUUUGUUAUUCUCAGCAAAAUCUCAAACUUGGAUGUGGCUUGUUUUGGCUGUUUGGGUCUCCGGCAUUGGCAUAACAGCGGGAGCCCAUCGUCUAUGGUCUCACAAAUCAUACAACGCUUCACUGCCGCUGCGCAUAUUAUUGAUCUUCUUAUUCACCAUUGCGGGCCAGCGUGAUGCUUAUACCUGGGCGCUAGAUCAUCGAAUCCAUCACAAAUUCUCUGAGACUGAAGCGGAUCCGCACAAUGCCAAACGUGGUUUUUGGUUUGCUCAUGUCGGUUGGCUUUUCCUAACACCCCACCCUAAGGUUGCGGAGAAGCGUAAGGUUAUCGAUAUGUCAGAUUUGGAAAAUGAUGCUGUUGUUAUGUUCCAACGAAAAUGGUUCAUACCCAUGUUUUCUGUCAUUUCCAUUGGCCUGCCCGUUUUGGUGCCUUGGCACUUUUGGGGUGAAUCAUUGUGGAGAUCAUUUUGGAUUUGUUUCAAUUUGAGAUUUACCGCCACUUUGAAUGCGGCCUUCUUUGUGAAUAGUGUGGCGCAUAUGUGGGGAUCCAAGCCAUAUGAUAAGAACAUAAGUCCGGUAGAGAGUCGCCUGGUAUCGUUCAUGGCUUUGGGUGAGGGUUGGCAUAAUUAUCACCAUGUAUUUCCUUGGGAUUAUAAGACCGGAGAAUUUGGUAGUUAUAAGCUGAACAUAACAACAGCCUUUAUAGAUUUUUGUGCCAAAUUGGGCUUGGCGAAAGGACUCAAAUCCGUUUCACCCGAUAUGGUUAAACGAAGGGCCAUGAAAUGUGGUGAUGGCAGUCGUUUCCUAACCGAUGAAUAUGCCCACAAGGAUGCCGUUUGGGGUUAUGGCGAUCGAGAUAUCCCCAAGGAUGAUUUACAGGAAUUGAAAGGAAUGAAUUAGUAUAAGUGAACUAUACUAAAAUAUGCCCCGGCAUUGAGGCUAGUGAAUUUUUGUUUUUAAGAAACAAUUUUUAAUUAUGAAAUACAUACAUAAGUAUAAAAAGAACAAUGGUUAAUAAUACGACAAUGUCUUAGUUAAUGACGAUGCCGAUGUUGACGAUGACCUUAUGUUGUACCAUAAUUUUGAAAUAAGGAAAUUUUUUAACCUUUUGUUACAGUAUUUGUUAUUCAUAUAAAGGAAAUAUGAUGACGCAAGUUCAUUCACAUUCCUAUAAAUCGCUAAAAGUAAAAUCAAAAAAAGAAUACCAAUUGAAAAUUGUUAAAUCUAAUAUAAUAUGGACGUCCGCCUAUACUACUAUACCACUAAGCUUAAGUUGAAUACAUUUAAGAUCCGUCUUUGUACGCCAUGCCUAUCUAUGCCUUGUCUACUAUUAAAAAAAAUUCAAUUUAAUGAACUUUUGUACCUUUUUUGUGUGGAACAUAUUUAAUGCAAUACACGAGACAUUGAUUUAA
Stomoxys calcitrans (stable fly) is the source of this 2436-nucleotide messenger RNA. RefSeq names its product acyl-CoA desaturase. The transcript is spliced from 6 exons. The coding region runs from base 572 to 1924 and encodes 450 amino acids. The record is from RefSeq and is a predicted model, not a curated record. Gene Ontology annotation, molecular function: iron ion binding; stearoyl-CoA 9-desaturase activity. Gene Ontology annotation, biological process: unsaturated fatty acid biosynthetic process. NCBI's taxonomy places the organism in Eukaryota, Metazoa, Arthropoda, Insecta, Diptera, Muscidae. Gene Ontology annotation, cellular component: endoplasmic reticulum membrane.